This is a messenger RNA of Megalobrama amblycephala (Wuchang bream), 3446 nucleotides long. RefSeq names its product endosulfine alpha b (gene ensab). Gene Ontology annotation, cellular component: cytoplasm. NCBI's taxonomy places the organism in Eukaryota, Metazoa, Chordata, Actinopteri, Cypriniformes, Xenocyprididae. The record is from RefSeq and is a predicted model, not a curated record. The transcript has 3 exons. Gene Ontology annotation, molecular function: protein phosphatase inhibitor activity. Bases 119 to 472 code for a protein of 117 amino acids.
GCUGCAGCGGACGCCAUUUUGAUACUGAACACCGUGGGUGGAUCGGAUCGGGCGCGAAUAGACAGCAAAAUUUACACUCAAACACGUUGAUUUCUUGGUCAGCAAACGCCGAACAGACAUGUCAUCAGAUAACCAGGACACGGAGACGCAUUCGGAGCAGGUGGACGAGACUCAGGAAUCUCAGGACACAAACUCAAACCCUGUGCGGUCAGAGGAGGCCAAGUUGAAAGCGAAGUAUCCCAGCUUGGGUCAAAAGCCAGGUGGCUCUGACUUCCUGAUGAAGAGACUGCAGAAAGGGCAAAAGUAUUUUGACUCAGGAGAUUACAACAUGGCCAAGGCAAAGAUGAAGAACAAACAGCUGCCUGCCGCAGCCGGUCCAGACAAGAACAUCGUUACCGGGGAUCACAUUCCAACCCCACAAGACCUUCCGCAGAGAAAGUCCUCAUUGGUUACAAGUAAACUGGCUGGCUAACAUCACCCGUAGGUUUUUGAAAAAACCCUCUUAGCAAACUUCCUAAACCUCCCCAGCCCUGCCAGACCAGCUUAAUCAGGACUGGUUAUCAAUUUAUCGUUUCACUUGUUUUCAUUUGGGUGUAGAGUUUUGCUGUCAUUUUUGUUUCACUUCAGUAGGUCUAACCAACCCAGCUCUGUUACCCUUUUCAUAUGCUCGGGAAAAACUUAACCCUCAGUACUCCAGGCCCCAGUGGAGCAUGAUGCACUUUACUCUGUGUACCCUGUACAUCAGUCAUAUUACGAACAAAACCCUGAAGACUUUAUAAAACACUGUUAGAUGCUUUCAAAUAAUUUGAAAAAGAUUUAAGAUUUUACAUAGAUAAUACUUGACCGCCAUUGGCCCCAGAUGUACAUUGGCAGCCCUCUAAUCAAAAGGAUGAAUGUUUUAUGAGAAUUUCUUUGAAAAAGUCAGUGAACAAGUGGUUAGAGCAAUAGUGGUAAAGAGUGGCUGUGUAGCCUUCAUCCACUUCUCUACCUCUCGCUCCCUAAGUAUGGCUCAGUUUGACUAUAUAACAGCUGCUUACGACUGGAUUGUUUUACUAUUCUCAGCCUUUACCUUCCAUGGUAGGAUCUAAGCAAGCGGUUCCAAUCAGGCUGAUAAGAUUAUUGUAAUCACAGCUUUUGAGUGUAAACAGAGAAUGUUGUAAUUCACUGAUAAUAGGCAAGAGCAGAAAUGGUCUUUGUAUGUGGCAUGAUAAGGGACUUAAGAAAAUGAUCUUGUCAUAGCGUACAGCAUGCGUCAAAAGUUUGGGUAUGUUAAUAAAAAGUAGUGGCUAUUUGUGUUCAAUCUUACAGGCAUCUGGAGUCAUUGUGCUGUCAUGUACACUGUCAGGAGUGUUUUUAUUAAUAGGAUAAAUGUAUGAUUAUUACACAAUAUCCACAUAUGUAGUAUGAUGCACAUGACCCCUUUGAUCAUCUGGGAUGUAGUCAUCUUGUCUGUCUUAACAAAAUGAGUCUAUUCAGUCCUAAAUAUGUUUGUACAUUCUAAGGAAUGAGGUGCAGAAGGAAAUUUGCAGAAUGGAGCAGCACCUUUGGUUCAAUAUUUGAAAUAUAUAUGUCAGAUCUAAAUAGUAAAAUGCUCUACUUAAACUACUUGAAAAUGUAAAAAGUAUUGGAAAAUAUUACCCAUAGAUUGUUACAGCUUAUUAUUGGGAUUCAAACCAACAUAAAACAUACAAAUGACUGAAUAUUAUAUUCUAUGACCCAUUUUUUUAUUAUCCGUGCUCUUUAAAGAGAUACUUUUCUUAUCAUUUAGCAAAGUGUCCUUCUCCAUGGGACAUGAAUUGAUAAACCUCUGUAGCUUCUUCAAAGUUUAAAGAAGACUGCGCAGGGCUGAUGUAAAUCGUUGGAAACUUUGUGGUGGAUCUUAACAGCUCAUUUAUUCCAGGUGGUAAGAUUUUGUGCAUUCUUUACAGAAUCCUAGUAUGAUGAUAGAUACCCUUAUAGGGGAAAUCUAGACUCAACCUAGGCAGUUUUACAGUCUAAGUCAGGAUUUGCAUAGUCUAAUCAAGUUGCCCCUUCUAAAACCACAUACCUGCCUACUUGUGGCCUGAAGAUGUAAAAGAAAAUGUGUUUAGCUAUGUGAAGCUAACAAAAAACAUGUUUACUAAUGCAUGUUAUUCUUGGUAAAAGAAAAAGAAAAUACUGUAUAUCACUAUGUAAAUUUCACUCAAAUGUGAAUUACGUUUAAGGGAUUGAAUGUGUUUUUUUCCAUAUGUGGUUGAGGUGCUGGUGGCAGUUGGCAAUACAUCAGGGAAAUAUGAUGGUCUUGCACUUAGUAUUUGUCACUCGAUGGUAUGUGUGGAUGUACAAUGUUUCCUUUGAGGAAUGCGUUAUUGCACAAUGCUAGGAGAUAAUCUUAUUUUGUGCUGCAGCCAAAUUGUAAAUAGUCAAACUGUGCAUCUGGUGUCAUAUUUGUGCAUUUUGUCUUGCAUUAUCUGUCUCAGUUGUCUUUAGAAUUUUUAAAUGUUCUUUCCAAUAUUCACAAAGCUUGUGUUUUAUCUUUUCUUUCUUUUUAUGUUAAUAUCGUGUGUCUGAAUCUCUCUCCGCUUUUUAAUGCUACUAGACAAAAAUAUCAUCCAAUCUAGUGUGAGAAAUGUAAAUAUGGGGUUUAAGGAUUCUUGCAUUGUAAUUAAAGAAAGCUUUGUAAUUGAAUGGAUUCAAUUCAGACAGGGCUGAACUGAAAACCUUCCACUAUACUGCAAUGUGAUAUUCAUGUAACAUAUUAACUGUAAACCAAUUUAAGACUCUCUCGCUAUAUAUAGACACAGAAAAAUGUAUUCAUGAUUUGCAUACUAUGAAGCAUUUGGUGUUUAAUUAGUUCUAUUUUCAUCCCCAUAUAUAUGCAUUAUUGUUUCUGAUGUUUUGCUUGAAUUAAUUUGUGUUUGCAAAUGGAUUUCCAGAGUCAUUUGUUUCCUUAUAAUUAUAUUUACAUGAAAGGAUGGCUAAUCACGAAGCAAAGAUAGAUGUUUAAAAUGAAUAUUGGAGCUGUCUGAACUUCAAAUAAAGUUUUACAUUAAUAGCAAAAACAUUGAAUGGUACUUUUUUUUUUUUUAAGUUGCGUUAUAAUGCAAGUAAAUCGACUGAAUGAUCACAAACAAAUCUUUUUUUGUGGCCGCUAGAGGGCAUCAUCAAAUUGUUAAGAGUAUUUACGGCAAUUCUUGUUUUGCUUUACAAAGAAAGGAAACUGCAACACUGAUGUAAUCAAGGAAUUAAAACAAAGGCGCGUGCACAGUAUGUCAUUCAUAAUCAUACCCCCCCCCCUCUUUUUUUUUUUUUUUUUACUAGAUAUACUACUAGAUAUUUUCUUUGUUUAAAAUAUAUAGUAUGGAGCUGAACCAUCACUGUUUGCCUAUGUGCCGAUUUUAAUCUUGUUUGUAAAAUUAAAUAUGGAGCUCUUUGAAAAAUAAAAACUGAACUGUGAGAAAUAUGAA